This is a messenger RNA of Megalops cyprinoides (Indo-Pacific tarpon), 3005 nucleotides long. RefSeq names its product cadherin-22-like. The transcript has 11 exons. NCBI's taxonomy places the organism in Eukaryota, Metazoa, Chordata, Actinopteri, Elopiformes, Megalopidae. Gene Ontology annotation, biological process: multicellular organism development; cell-cell junction assembly; cell morphogenesis. Gene Ontology annotation, molecular function: calcium ion binding; cadherin binding. The record is from RefSeq and is a predicted model, not a curated record. The coding region runs from base 201 to 2597 and encodes 798 amino acids. Gene Ontology annotation, cellular component: catenin complex; adherens junction; plasma membrane.
GAUACUGGAAUCACAUUUCUUAAUAAUCCUGUCCAUAAUCUUUUUGAAGAAAUAGGUCAGAACCUUUGGAAGAUACAAAAGUCUUCACUGUGCUUGACAUUGGAUCUUGCUUUGACAUUACACCAGCUGGAGGAACCAAACAACUCUCUGUACCCUAACUGCUUUCUUCAGCCCAUGUAGGACAGAUAGGGGUUUCAGUAAUGGCUCCUUGUUGGAGACUGGGGGCCCCCUUUCUGUUGCUGGCUUUGGGGGUCCUCCGCUGCGGCCAUUGUGAUGUGUCAGCAAUGACAAGGACUAGUAACACAGUCAAGGAAAAAGCCAAGGACGAGGGUGUAAUGUCCCAUGAAAGAGUCAAGAGGGGCUGGGUGUGGAACCAGUUCUUUGUAGUGGAAGAGUACACAGGGACUGAACCUCUCUACGUUGGAAAGAUUCACUCGGACUCUGACGAAGGAGAUGGCUCCAUUAAGUACACCAUCUCGGGAGAGGGGGCAGGCACCAUCUUCAUCAUUGACGAGAUCACUGGGGACAUCCAUGCCACCGAGAGACUGGACAGGGAAGAGAAGACUUAUUACACUCUUCGGGCGCAGGCCAGGGACCGCCUCACUGACCGCCCCCUCGAACCCGAGUCCGAAUUUAUCAUCAAGGUCCAGGAUAUUAACGACAGUGAGCCCAAGUUUCUGGAGGGACCCUACAUCGGGAGCGUGGCUGAGCUGUCUCCUAUUGGAACGUCAGUGAUGAAGGUGACCGCUUCAGACGCAGACGACCCCACGUAUGGAAGCAGUGCCAGGGUGGUGUACAGUGUGCUGGAAGGGGAGAAAUUCUUCACUGUGGACAACCAGACUGGAGUGAUUCUUACUGCAGUGGCUGAUCUGGACCGAGAAACACAGGACCGCUACGAGCUGGUUGUCAAGGCGACGGACAUGGCAGGCCAAAUGGGCGGUCUCUCCGGCUCUACUACCGUGACCAUAGUGAUCACGGAUGUCAAUGACAAUCCACCACGCUUUCCACAAAAGAUGUACCAGUUCUCUGUUUCGGAGGGGGCAGCAGUGGGGACACCUGUGGGGAGGGUGAUGGCCACGGAUGCUGAUAUGGGCGAGAACACGGACAUGAGCUACCUUAUUAAAGACGAGGAAGGCGGGGAGCUCUUCCGUGUCACCACUGAUGCAGACACGCAGGAGGCCAUUAUCACCAUCCGAAAGCCCUUAGACUUUGAGAGCAAGCGCACCCACAAUGUGGUGGUGGAGGCUGUCAACAAGCACGUGGACCCCCGUUUCGUGGACCUGGGCUCCUUCCGGGAUCAGACCAUUGUGCGGGUCAGCGUGUCCGACACAGACGAGCCACCCAUCUUCCGCCCGCCGGAGGGGGCGGUGAUGGAGGUGCAGGAGGAUGCCAGACUCGGGGCGCUGGUGGGCAUCGUGACCGCGGUGGACCCUGACAUGGAGAACGCCCCUGUGAGGUACUCUAUUGACCGAGGCACUGAUCAAGAGAAGAUCUUCAACAUCGAUACAGUGACAGGAGCCAUCACCCUGGGAAAGAUCCUGGACAGAGAGACCGCAGGCUGGCACAACAUCACCGUGACAGCAGUGGAAGCAGAUAACCCAUCACAGGCCUCGCAGACCUCUGUCAGCAUCCGGAUCCUGGAUGUGAACGAUAACCCCCCUGAACUGGCUACCCCCUACGAAGCUUCCAUCUGUGAGGACGCUAAGCCCGGCCAGCUCAUUCACACUAUCAGUGUAGUAGACAGAGAUGAGCCCCAGUCUGGACAUCGGUUCUACUUCACCCUGGCCCCCGAGGCUGCCAACAACCGCCACUUUACCCUGUGGGAUGUGAAAGACAACACGGCCGGCAUCAGGACACAGCGCACAGGCUUCAACAGACAGGAGCAGAACGUUUACCUGCUGCCCAUCCUGGUGGUGGACAGCGGGCCGCCCGCCCUCAGCAGCACGGGCACCCUCACCAUCCACGUGUGCGGCUGCGACACCGAGGGCGCCAUCCAGUCCUGCAACGCCACGGCCUACGUCAUGUCGGCCGCGCUCAGCCCCGGGGCGCUCAUAGCCCUGCUAGUCUGCAUGCUGAUCCUCAUCGUUCUGGUGUUGUUGAUCCUAACGCUGAAGCGCCACCGCAAGGGCCAGCGCAUGUCUGAGGAUGAGGAGGACAUGCGCGACAACGUCAUCAAGUACAACGACGAGGGCGGCGGCGAGCAGGACACCCAGGCGUACGACAUGAGCGCCCUCCGCAGCCUGUAUGACUUUCCGGAGGUGAAGAGCUCUGAGUCCGGGCCCGACCUGCGCUCUCUGCCCCAGUGGAUUCAAAGCCGCGUCAACGGAGACGGAGGAGCGGCGGAUUUCUCCGUGUUUAAGGGUUACAUCCGCAAGAAAGUGGAGCAGGCCGAUGCUGACCUGUCGGUGCCACCGUAUGACUCCUUCCAAACGUAUGCCUUUGAGGGCACCAGCUCCCCAGCCCUGUCCCUCAGCUCCAUCCACACGCUGUCGACCACCUCCGAGCAGGACUUUUCGUACCUCAGCGACUGGGGUCCCCGCUUUCGGCAGCUGGCUGGCUUCUACUCGCUGGGGCACCCUGAGGAAGACGGCUCCUAGCAUCCUUAUCCUUCCACCAGUACGACAUUCCCCAGCCCAAUCCAACCCAAAACCGACCCCCCCCGUCCCUGCAUCCCCUUUCAAGGACAAUCCUGAAACCUAAACUUUCUCAAUUUUCAUACCCCCUUUCUUUACAUUAAAAAAAAAAAAAAUCUUGAGGUGGGUCAAGUUGUUGACCUCCAAAAUAAAACUUUGACCCUGUCUAAUGGGGUGGGAGUGGAAGCUUAGGUGCUCCUCUUUCUCCACCUAGCGGACAUGACUUUUUGAUUACGUGGCAAAGGGACAAAAAAUGAAACAUCACAUUCAUGUUUGUACAGGGAACCACAUCUACAUACCCUUGAUUUUGUUUUGGUUUUCUUUUCAGUGCAAGCAAAGUCUUCAACCUACUGGUUAUAUUUUUUGCUAUAU